ACACGCGCUUCAACUUCGGUUGGUGUGUGUCGAAGAAACCUGACUGAGCCCUCGGGAGAACAGCGGAGAGGGUCCACCGAGCCUCGCGAAAGGUCCGCUGAGCGGGCUCGCCCCGGAGCCACUCCGGGCUGCGAAGCACCCAGCGGAACCCACGCCUGGCAGGUGUGGGACCCGGUCCUUCCUAUCUUCGCAGAGGAGUCCACGCGUGGUGAGUAUGCGAAACAAAAAGCUUUUGAAAACAAAGAGAAGAAGGGGUGGAAGAGGAGGCCAGGAUCCAGGCCUCCAUCCCCACAGGAGUGAAGCUACAUCCGGGAGGACUCCUCCCAUCCCAACCGUCACCCUGGGGCCCGACUGCCCACCACCUCCUCCUCCUCCUCCCCCCAACGAUCCCAACACCCCAUCCUCCUCUGCCUCCUCCUCCUCUGGAGCAUCCUCCUCACGCAGUGGCCAAAGGGGCCAGUACAAUCCCAACCUGGCAGAACGCAGGCGGGACGAUCUCUCUGAAGAGAUCAACAACCUGAGAGAGAAGGUCAUGAAGCAGUCCGAGGAGAACAACAACCUGCAGAACCAGGUGCAAAAGCUGACAGAGGAGAACACCUCCCUUCGGGAGCAAGUGGAACCUGCCCCUGAGGAAGAGGAGGAUGACAUCGAGCUCUGUGGUGCUGCAGCGGCUGCUGCCCCACCCACUCCCAUCGAGGAAGAGUGCCCAGAUGACCUUCCAGAGAAGUUUGAUGGCAACCCAGACAUGCUGGUUCCAUUCAUGGCCCAGUGCCAGCUCUUCAUGGAAAAGAGCACCCGAGAUUUCUCUGUCGAUCGCGUCCGAGUCUGCUUCGUGACAAGCAUGAUGACUGGUCGUGCUGCUCGCUGGGCCUCAGCCAAACUGGAACGAUCCCACUACCUGAUGCACAACUACCCAGCCUUCAUGACUGAAAUGAAGCACGUCUUCGAAGACCCUCAGAGGCGAGAGGCCGCCAAGCGCAAGAUCCGACGUCUGCGCCAGGGCAUGGGGUCAGUCGUGGACUAUUCCAAUGCUUUCCAGAUGAUUGCCCAGGACCUGGAUUGGAAUGAGCCUGCGCUGAUUGACCAGUACCAUGAGGGCCUCAGCGACCACAUUCAGGCAGAGCUGUCCCGCCUCGAAGUUGCCAAGUCGCUGUCAGCACUGAUUGGCCAGUGCAUCCACAUUGAGAGAAGGCUGGCCCGGGCCGCCGCAGCUCGCAAGCCACGCUCCCCACCCCGUGCGCUGGUGUUGCCUCACAUCACAAGCCACCACCAGAUAGAUCCAACUGAGCCGGUGGGAGGUGCCCGCAUGCGGCUGACCCAGGAAGAAAAAGAAAGACGCAGAAAGCUGAACCUUUGCCUCUACUGUGGGAAUGGAGGUCACUACGCCGACAACUGUCCUGCCAAGGCCUCAAAGGCUUCGCCGGCGGGAAACUCCCCGGCCCCGCUGUAGAGGGACCUUCAGCGACCGGGCCAGAAAUAAUAAGGUCCCCACAAGAUGAUGCUUCAUCUCCACACUUGCAAGUGAUGCUCCAGAUUCAUCUUCCGGGCAGACACACCCUGUUCGUCCGAGCCAUGAUAGAUUCUGGUGCUUCUGGCAACUUCAUUGAUCACGAAUAUGUUGCCCAAAAUGGAAUUCCACUAAGAGUCAAGGACUGGCCAAUACUUGUGGAAGCGAUUGAUGGACGUCCCAUAGCAUCGGGCCCAGUUGUCCAUGAAACCCAUGACCUGAUCGUUGACCUGGGAGAUCACCGUGAGGUGCUGUCAUUCGAUGUGACUCAGUCUCCGUUCUUCCCUGUCGUCCUGGGGGUGCGCUGGCUGAGCACACACGAUCCCAACAUCACCUGGAGCACCCGAUCGAUUGUCUUCGAUUCUGAAUAUUGCCGAUACCACUGCCGGAUGUAUUCUCCAAUACCACCGCCGCUCCCACCACCAGCACAGCCAUCCUUUUACUAUCCAGUAGAUGGAUACAGAGUUUACCAACCAGUGAGGUAUUAUUAUGUCCAGAAUGUGUACACUCCAGUGGAUGAACACGUCUACCCAGAUCACCGCCUGGUGGACCCAAACAUAGAAAUGAUACCUGGAGCACACAGUAUUCCCAGCGGGCAUGUAUACUCACUGUCCGAACCAGAAAUGGCGGCUCUGCGAGAUUUUGUGGCCAGAAAUGUGAAAGAUGGGCUGAUUACUCCCACAAUUGCGCCUAAUGGGGCCCAGGUGCUCCAAGUGAAGAGAGGAUGGAAACUGCAAGUUUCUUAUGAUUGCCGAGCUCCCAAUAAUUUCACGAUCCAGAAUCAGUAUCCUCGACUCUCUAUUCCAAACUUGGAUGAUCAAGCCCACCUGGCGACGUACGCUGAAUACGUACCUCAAGUACCUGGAUACCAAACGUACCCCGCUUACGCCACCUACCCGACCUACCCGGUAGGAUUCGCGUGGUACCCAGUGGGACGAGAUGGACAUGGACGCUCGCUCUAUGUCCCUGUGAUGAUCACUUGGAAUCCGCAUUGGUACCGCCAGCCUCCUGUACCCCAGUAUCCGCCUCCUCAGCCGCCACCACCUCCGCCGCCGCCACCCCCACCCCCAUCUUACAGCACCAUGUAAAUACCUGUCAUGUCCUUCUGGAUCUCCGCCCUCAAAACUGAUUCCUGCUCAGCUUCUCAAUCAGUGACUGUGUGCUAAACUGGACUACUGCCUCUUCAGGCCAGCCCAAGGCACAGCCUCUCUGAAAUGGCUACUGAAGGUCAAGGCCACCCGGGACUAGCACACACCCCUAAAGUACCAAACCCUAUCCUGGGAGCCACAGAGUACUUACCAACAAAUUCUCUCUCAGUUUUCCAACCUGACUGCCAUUCUCAAAUUUGGAAAGUUUACUUUCCAUUGAUGUUUUACCUGCUGAAACCUCUGUCACCAUCUGAAUUAUUGGCUGCCAGAUUCUUCCUUUAAUAAUUAUAGAGAAGCUGAUACAAACACAGGAGAUGCUGUUUUCUUUAAGGAGGGGGAGUCAAGGAGGAGGAGGACAUGACUUUUCUUGCAGUUUCGGUACUCUCUCUACAUCACUGGAGGACCGACGCCUUAUUUAGGAAGCCAAAAUUAUUGGUGCAGUGUGAAAUGGCUUCCGUGAUCUUUUUGCUGCACCCUUAGAAACUUCACCAUCUUCAAACUCCACUUUCAUGGUUCCGUUAAUUCUCAAGGAGCAGCAACUCGACCGGUUCUCCCAGGAGCAGACAGAACCCCUGCAACAGAAACACCUCAGGCCUGAGUAGGAAGUGCCCUCUCAGACGGACUCUUGCAUGUUAAGAGUGUGCCUUCACAUCCUGGUGCAAAUCACAUGUACCCAAGAACUCUGGCUUUAUCACAACACCUUACCAUCAUCAUGCCAGCUGUGGCGUCCACAAAAUGUUAAACCUGGUAACCAGAGACUAUUGGUGGCCCCAGGUGUGUUAGAUGUUUGUGAAAUGUGACCACUUCUCAGUCACGUAUGAGGGCUAACUAGCAAAUAGAAAGACUCCUAAGUCCUGUACCCAACUCUUUAAUGAAACUCUGAAUUAAUGUGAUCAACUUGUGCUGAUACGUCAGAAGAAUCUCGACGGGUGUUAGUUGGUUACGAAAGCAUCACCGGAAGUCUUGGAAGCAUCUAUCCAUGUCUCUGCCUCCAUAUGUAUCUGGGCAUUUCAUCACCAGUCCCCUCACUAGACUGAGCAUUAAGAUGCUUAAUGGAGGGGAAAAGAUUUUAGCACCCAGACCCACACUCCUAUGCCUGGGAGGGAUGUCUUGGAAGAAGAGGAAUUGGGGGCACUGGACAUGUAUCCACUUAAAAAGGAUCAGAGUUUGCAUCAUAGAAAGGGGUCUCCCUACAAGGGGAUGGAGCCAACAGUCUGCCAAUGAGUGGAAGGCCUUAGAAAGCAACUCAAGUGACUCUAAGCAGCAGACAACACAAGAGUUGUCCUCAAUCCAGUGACAUCGGCUGAUGUCUCCUGGAGGCUUUGUGCCAACCUGGGACUGCCUGACUUCCUUUCGCCUGGUCCCUUGCUACUACCUUGACUUGUUUGUCUAACCUCUCUCUUUCUGUUUAAUUCUUUACUACUGCCAUUAACCCUCCUGCAGGAUUUGUGUCACCCUUCCUGCCUGGUUGCUGAGACUCCAUUUGGCUGCCAAGCACCAAGAAGAAAGAGGAGGGCUUCGUGGAGCCUGAGUUUCAACACACCCGUCUCCAGUUUCCAAAACAGUUUGAGCAGUAGAAAACAACAUGGCUUUUAUUUCAGAUUACCUGUCACGAAGAGGAGUCCAAUGGUGAAGUUUCAUUUCAUCAACAUCAUCUUUCACAUAUUCACUAUUACCCACCCUUAUUGCAUGUUAUAAUACUUAAAAGUUUUAGUUGUAGGUUAGUCAUGUCCUUUAACAGUGUUUUAAGUGGUGACUCUGCUUUCAAAAUUAAUUUCCAUUGAAUUGCAAAGUAUUACCCGAUUCUUAGAGUUAAGCUAAUUAAAAAUGAUAAGUGAUUUAGUGAAAAAUACUUCUUUACUGUGAACUUCUCUUACAACACUGUGAAUGAGAGGCUCUUCGAAACUGGAGUAUUUGCGUAAUAGCCCGUCCUGUUCAUCUCAAUCUAUUUUAAACUAUGUAAUUACGUGUUAUUAAUUGGGAAUUUUAAAACCACACAACAGGAUACACAAAUUCAAAAAGUCUCCUGAUUGGAAGACUCCUGAUUGGCUAUUUUAAUCCAAACAACUUUACUUCUUUUAUUUUUUCAAUGGAAUGUGAAAGCUUGUCAGUCACUCAAUGUGUUUUAGAGUAAUUACUUUUAAAAUGGUGCAUUUGUGCUUCUGGACUAUUUUGAAGCGUCACUUCAGUUUACCUCAAUAUCAAUCCAUUCUCCAUUUAUUUGAAUUCGAGUUGUUCUAUGUGAAUCUUAACAAUUGUCAAUUGAUCUUCAAGCUGCAGCAGGCCUAGAAAUGGGUCAGUCUGCAGCCCCAGCAUGGGCACACGGACAUUUGCCAUCACUGCAAGCAAAGAUCUGAAGAAGUUGAACAGCGACGGCAACAGCAGUCAACAGCAGUCAGGGAGAGCAUGGUGGUGUGGGUUAACAACUCAUGGAUGACGUCCCUGACAUGUUUGGUUCAUUAGUAAAAGCUUGUGAAAGACUUUGGCAGUGUGUACUAUGCGCUAUUACUAUAUAUACUAUCUAUAAAUGUAGAUGUUAAGGAUAAGUAAUCUCAAAUAUAUUCUAUAGUAUAAAAUUUUGUAAGUUUCCUUUUACUCAAUCACUUUAAUUUGUUAAGUUUCCUUUCAAUCGUUGAUUUUUUUUUUGUUAAGUUUCCUUUUGUUCAGUUGAUUUAUUUUGUUGCUGUUGAUCAAUUUAAUUGGACACUUUAAAUUUUUUUGGCAUUUUCCAUUAAAAAUGCCUUUAUUCAUAUGAAAAGGAAAAGCUAAGUAAUGACAUAGCUUGAGAAGUUUAAAAGGGAGCAAAAUAAAAAUGUAGAAGAGAUAAACCAAAACAUCAGAAUUUCAAGCAGAGCCAAUAGUUCAUUAAAACAAAUUGGCAAAACUGAUGGGCUUUGGCUCAAAUUUGCAGUUCAUUAGGAAAAAAUUAGGAAGAGGUGAGCUCCCAUUGUCAGGCGAAUCUGGAGAGAAAUAUUGAAGGUCAUCAUCCAGGGAAAUGGAAACAGGAAGUUUAUACUCAUUUCUGAAGGGUCAAUUUAGUUUGAUCAAUGAGGUAUUUGUAUGGGAAGAUGGAUUAUUAGUUGGUGAACUUGAAGGUGCACAUAUUAAGAGGGGCCCAUCUUUAUAGUGCAGUCUGGAUUUCUGUUUAAGUUUGCAGAUACCUCUUGGACGCCUAAAUUGAUCUGGUGUCAUCUGCCACAGACAUUGAACAUCAGAUACGAUACCAAGAUUGGCAACAGAGGACACUCUGCUGGAAAGACCUGGGCAGAAGUGAAGGACCACCCGCAGAGAUGGCAAGUCUGUGAGAACCACGCUACAUUUUCAUCUCAAGAAAGAAUUACAUCUGGUGGGACUGAAAGUUCUUUGUUGUGUCAGACUGUAGAAUGUGAUCAGAUUGGUCUGUGGAAAGUUUCAUUAUUUUUAUUUCUUUAUGUAAUCAUUUAAGUAAUAGGGGGUAUAUAUAAUCAUAAGUAUUUUAGGAUGGGAGGGGCUGUGAAGUAAUCUUAAGUGGGAGGGAUUAGUUAAAAAGUUAGCAUGCUAUCUAUUAGAUAUCUCUCUAAGUGGACACGUGUACUUACUUGUAUCCUUUCACCCUAAUUACUACCCCAAAAAAUUUCCAAUAAACUUGGAAGGAACUGCAGGGAGGUCAACCUGUUUAGGGAGAAUUGGACAUGGAUAAAACUGUAGUGGGAGACAGUUCAAAAGUGAUUGGAUAAAUAAUUAUACAGAGGCUCUUUGCCCUGGACAUUUUCCAGCGAUUAAAAAUAUGAGCAAAGCCCUUAAGCGAGUUACGGAUGCCCUUUGAGAAAUUGUUAUUGGGAUAGAAUUGAUAAUGAUGGUAAAUAUUCAUGGAAGUACAGGAAAGUGAUGGAUAAGAACCCAUGUUUGUACCCCUGUCAGUAGCCCUUCUCUUUACCUCUCCCUCUUCCCUACCCUUCACCCACCUCCCUACCCUACCCCACCCCAUUAUAUUGCUGUAUUCUCUUUACUCUGUAUUUCUCUCUAUUACUAAUACUGUAUUGAUGUUAUAAUAAAAAUUCAACUAAUAAAGAUUUAGUGGUUAAGUGCAAA
Condylura cristata (star-nosed mole) is the source of this 6726-nucleotide messenger RNA. RefSeq names its product paternally expressed 10 (gene PEG10). Lineage: Eukaryota; Metazoa; Chordata; Mammalia; Eulipotyphla; Talpidae. The record is from RefSeq and is marked reviewed. Gene Ontology annotation, cellular component: cytosol. Gene Ontology annotation, molecular function: zinc ion binding; nucleic acid binding. The transcript has 2 exons.